AUUUGUUUGGUUGUUCAGGCAACCGAUUUUGUUGAUUAGCGACAGCGUGGACUAGUUGUAUUUUUGAGAAGAAAACAAGGCGGACAUAUCUUCUCACAUAGCAAUUACCGAGAUCGAACAACGAAUUUAAAAGCAAAAAAUUACAUUAACUUUCGUUUUUUGUGCUCUCUUAGAUUUUGUCAGAAAUCGAUUGCACGGAGAAGACCAUGUUUUAUCUCGGUAUCUUUGCGGUGCUAUGGUCGGCGAUGACGUGUUCUCUUGGAUUCACGAUGGAUCGUUCAGCAGCGCUUGUGCCGCCCACGUGGGACAUGGCGCCGUCUUUGGACACUUAUCAAAGGGUCGACUCCGCGUUGAACUUCAAAACACAGGUGACAAGUACGGACAGAAUAUUGCAAGCUGUAGAUGCGAAAGUGUCGGCAAAACUGACGGAGAGAAUAGCGGAUAAUCAGACACGCGACAAGAGAGCGACAACUGAGAGUAGAGAAAUCGGAAUGAAACUUAUCAAUAACACGGCAUCGACAAUGAGAAAUGACGCGUCUGAUUCCUCUGAAGAAAACACUAAUGUUAGAUGCAAUAACAAGAUAGAGACUAAUGGUACCCCCUUGGAUGGUGCAUUAAUUUCUGAAAACAAAGAAAAAGAUUGCGAUUGUGAGCGUAUUCUUCGUUCGAAUAUCGGAGAAUUGUUAUCCUGGGCGAGACAAACGAGAGGAAUGACAACAGGCGCAGUUUCCGGUAGCAACUUCUCCAUCCCGUUCUUUCCUAGAUACAAAUUUGAUGUAUCUAACGAAAGCAAUGUAAAAUUAGAACUACAGGAGAACAAACAUGACUUUAACGACGCUUUGCAAAUCAUCGAUCUUAGCGACGAAGCGAAAUCUGUUCCUUCUUUAAUUACAGCUGAUCCUAAAACAGAGGCAAUGAAUUAUGACAGUACGUGGGACGUUUUUGAUGUGUUCUCCAAAAUUAGAAUGGCAAUCUUCCAGUCCCUGCUCGAAUCGUUGAGUAGGAACCGUGUUACAUCCGAGGACGAUUUUUCAUUGCAUAGAUCGUUUCCUAUUAAACCAACUGUAACUAAUUUAAUCGAAAAUACUAUCAAAAAACUUAAGUCUGUUCCAAACCACAAUGGUUACAUGUUAGUCGCUGUCGUACCGAGAAGCGAAGGAGCUGCCAUUGUCGAUCUUAUGCAACGCGAAACUUCUCCGAAAGAUACUCUCUUAGUUAUGAUGCAAAUCUGUGCCGGGAACAAAAAAUCUGUACCGUUCGUCGCGCAAGGACCGAAUAAUGAAAUUCUUCGGGAAGUAGUAACGAUCGAGGAACUUCCGAUCAUAAUUAAAAAAGCGAUCGCGAGCAAUUUCCACGGUGCAGGAUGCACAAAUAGAAAGAGGCGCGAUAUUCCGAUCGUCUCGCAUCUGCCCAUCGAGAUUUUCUCGCAAGAAUUGCCAGCGCGGAAACGAGUUGCCAGAGACAAGGAUGCCGUUGAAAAACUGAUGUUGCUGGUACAACCUACAAAUGAAAUGUCUAAGCAGAUACAGGUUGAGCUGAAUGAGAAUCCAGCGACCCGUGAUAAGGACCUCGAGAUGAUCAAGGAAUGGCUCGCUAAACAACCUCAUUUACCUCAGUUUGAUGAUGAUCAAAGAAUAAUGACGUUUCUACGCGGAUCCAAAUUUUCUUUGGAGAAAUGCAAACAAAAACUGGACAUGUAUUUCACGAUGCGUGCAGUGAUUCCCGAAUUUUUCUCUAAUCGUGACAUAACGAGGCCGACGUUGCAAGAUGUAGCGAAACAUGUACAAAUGCCUGCUUUGCCUGGUUUAACAAAGAACGGACGUCGUGUGAUCAUAAUGCGAGCUAUCGUUAAUAAAGAUCAGCCAAUAACCGUAUCCAAUAUCACGGAAGCUAUGAAGAUGGUCUUUAUGAUCGGCGAUGUGCGCCUCAAGGAGGAGACCCAUGGCGUUGCCGGAGACGUUUAUGUCUUCGACGCUUCUGUCGCGACGCCCUCGUAUUUCGCCAAGUUUACGCCGACCUUAGUAAAGAAGUUUCUGGUCUGUGCUCAAGAGGCGUAUCCAGCAAAAGUGAAAGAGGUGCACAUAAUAAACAUCAGUCCUCUCGUCGACACGAUUCUCAAUUUCGUCAAGCCAUUCCUGAAAGAGAAGAUACGCAAUCGCAUCUACACGCACAGCAACAUUGAGUCACUCUACAAUCACAUACCUAAGGAGAUACUGCCGACUGAGUACGGCGGAGACGCCGGCCCCAUCAUUGAUAUGCACGAGAUGUGGCUGAAGAAAUUGGAGGAAUAUGGACCGUGGUUUGCGGAACAGGAAGCUGUGAAAGCUAACGAGGCCUUACGACCAGAUAAACCAAAGACGCAGGACGAUCUAUUCGGUAUCGACGGAUCUUUCCGGCAGCUGACCAUCGAUUAAAUUGAUUAAUGCGCCACGAAGUGUGUCGUCAACGUAAUCAUCGCCAACGGCAAUCGUUAAUUAGAACGUUCGUUCGCGUUAGGAGCAGAAACUUCGACGUCGACCGAUCGUACGUUAUGCUUGUGUGAUGAAUAUUUUAAUGCAUUUUCCUUUCAAACAAUUAUAAUCGAAUUAUGAACUUUUGUAUAGAAUUUAUACACGAUAUCGAUUUUCUUCAAAGUCGUUUACGACGAUAAUCAAUAAAAAAAUUUAAUUGGGAAGCUCAUUUGCGGAGAAUAAUAGAGAUAGCAAAUAUUCUGUCAAAAGAAAUAACGCAACGCUAAUAGAGUAUAUUUUGCAUUUUUUAUUAUUAACGGCAGUUAAUUUAUUUUUAUAAUUAGAAACGCUCUCUAAUUACAACAUUGAUUAUAAUUUAAUAAAGCGUUGUUUAAAAUAAUGUAAAAACAAAAUAUUUUUUUUUUUUUACAUAGAAAUUUAUCUUAUUACAUUAUUAAUCUCUUGGAUAAUACCGAUGACUUCUGAUGAGAUGUAUACGCAUAGUUAUAAUAAUUUGAUAUUUCAGCGUCUCUCUGAGAAAUUUAUGUGACUGAAAUGUAAUAUUUUUAUAUGUGUAAGAUUAUAUCAAUGAUAAAAAAUAUGAUACCAAAAA
Messenger RNA from Formica exsecta, 3063 nucleotides. RefSeq names its product alpha-tocopherol transfer protein-like. Gene Ontology annotation, cellular component: membrane. The record is from RefSeq and is a predicted model, not a curated record. Gene Ontology annotation, molecular function: phosphatidylinositol bisphosphate binding. Bases 207 to 2414 code for a protein of 735 amino acids. The transcript is spliced from 12 exons. NCBI's taxonomy places the organism in Eukaryota, Metazoa, Arthropoda, Insecta, Hymenoptera, Formicidae.